UGAAUUUGUUUGUGGUUAUGCUCCUUCUGAUAUGAACACGGAUUUGGCUAUUACUAACAAAGAUGGGAUGUCUGUGUUAUUUGCUAUAUUCAUCACCUUCUUUCUUCCUCUUUUGUUCUAACUCAAAACUUGCUGUUUUUUUCUACUCAGAGUUUCAGUUGGAAAUCUGGUGUAGACUUUGAUGGUUCUUCCAUUUCCAAGGAUGCUUUCAGUCACAAGAGGGUUUUUGAAGUGAGUGGAUAUGGAAGGAUCUUAUGAUUCAUCGUCACGCAAUGGAGAAGCUGGUAACAGAAACCUUCAGAUCAUUGAAUACUCUCCUUAUAAACCUUUCAACAUGAUGAUACCCUCACCUUGGUUCGAUCUGAGAGUGUUUUAUGUGAGAGUGAGUGGAAUUCAGGUUGAUGAAUCCACCCCGGAAUUUCUCUCUCUCCAUCAUAUUCCUCUCAGUCCUGAUACCCUUCUGGAGGUGAAUGGUGUUAGGAGCAGCAUUUACUGUGAUGCAGAGUCUUCAGUUCUGAGAAGGGACAGAGUGGAUAAGAAAUCCGAGGAAGCUACCUUUGUUAAUACAGAUAGUAUACGUUUUACUGGGAGCAUGAAGUUUGAGGUUUAUGAUAAGGAGCUUUGUAUUCUCUCUGGGGUUCUGGAGAUGUCUAAUACCAAUGGUUUUGUUGGGGAAUCAAAAACUAGUGUCAAGAAAUGGAGUAUGAGUUGCCAAACAGAAAUGGCACCUGGCUGUGGCUUCUUCAAGGGAAAAUAUGUUUCUGUAACUGAAUUUUCUUGCCCUGAAAUUGAGGUUUAUGUCACUGGCAGCUUCUCAGGAACACCUAUAAUCUUAACCAAGACACUGCAACUCAAUUGCCGAAAGAAGCAUAACAGGAAAUCUGCCUUGGAUGCCAUUCCAGAAUACGAAACUACUGAAAGUCACAAAGAUGUAUCUGAUCAUGGACAUGAUUUGCAGCAUGUUGACUACAGAAGAAGCUUCAAAACGGAACAAGAAGAGGAUUACAACAGCAUGUAUUGGCAAAGAACAGCGUAUGCAGACGGUGAAGAUGGUGAACUAUCAUGGUUCAAUGCUGGGGUACGUGUUGGUGUUGGAAUUGGACUUGGCAUCUGUGUAGGAGUUGGAAUAGGGGUUAGCUUGUUAGUACGCUCAUACCAAACAACUACUCGUAAUUUUAAAAGGAGGUUCAUAUGACCCCUAAUGAGUUUGAAUAUCUAUGCUCUUUAGGUAAAAGGCAAGAAACUAUCAGUGAUAUUUCCCCCCCCUUUUUUGUACACUCAUUCCCCUUUCAUAAGCCUUUAAACAGAAUGUUCUUGUUUCAAAUUUUGUCACCACCAUCAAAUGACAUCCAUCGUGUGAUUGUUUGGUAGUUCAUAUAGGCUGUUGGUGGCACAAGCGUUUUCAUGUAAAUGGUCAGAAAAUUGUGUAGCAGUAAAUGGACGAUGUUUGAAAUUUGUGUAGUUGAAUAGUUAGUUCUUUUGAACAACAGUAUUUUCA
Messenger RNA from Vigna umbellata (rice bean), 1498 nucleotides. RefSeq names its product Erythronate-4-phosphate dehydrogenase family protein. Gene Ontology annotation, molecular function: phosphoglycerate dehydrogenase activity. NCBI's taxonomy places the organism in Eukaryota, Viridiplantae, Streptophyta, Magnoliopsida, Fabales, Fabaceae. The record is from RefSeq and is a predicted model, not a curated record.